Impatiens glandulifera is the source of this 1218-nucleotide messenger RNA. Its product is annotated as serine/arginine-rich SC35-like splicing factor SCL28. Lineage: Eukaryota; Viridiplantae; Streptophyta; Magnoliopsida; Ericales; Balsaminaceae. Gene Ontology annotation, molecular function: RNA binding. The transcript has 7 exons. Bases 61 to 723 code for a protein of 220 amino acids. The record is from RefSeq and is a predicted model, not a curated record.
CAUAUUUAUUAGGGUUUUGCUAUUUGACCUAGGAAGUGUUUGAUAGAGAGAGAGAGAGAAAUGGGAAGGCACAGAAGCAGGAGCCACAGCCCGAGGCGAAGCAGAAGCAGGAGCCACAGUCCGAGGCGAAGCAAGCGAUACGAUGACCCUCGUGAAUCUAGGUCGAGAAGGGACCGUCGUUCCCCUGCCCCUUCUGGCCUUCUAGUUCGGAAUAUCUCCCUCGAUGCUAGGCAAGAAGAUCUUAGGAUCCCAUUUGAACGAUUUGGUCCAAUUAAGGAUAUUUACCUACCAAAGGAUUAUUAUACCGGGGAACCACGUGGCUUUGGAUUUGUGAAGUUCAAAUAUGGUGAUGAUGCAGUUGCAGCCAAGGAACAUCUGAAUUGUACAGUCAUUGGUGGACGAGAGAUACGAAUUGUUUUUGCUGAAGAGAACCGGAAGACUCCUCAAGAAAUGCGUAGGGUCACGCGCCCAAGUGGAAGGGAAAGGGACAACCACAGGAGACGGAGUCCAGAGAGGUCCUCGAGGCGUCGUAACCGUUCCUAUUCCCGAUCGGCUUCCCCAGUGAGAAGUGAUAUAAGAUUAUAUAUGAAAAGAGAGUUAAAGAACUCAGGCAUAAUAAAGACAGAGAGAAAAAGGAUCAUAAAGCAACAACUGUUUCCUUACCUUUUCAACAACUGUUACCUUACAAAUUAUCCAAUUGAGUAUGUCAAAGAAAGAAUAUAGAGCUUAUAGUUGGCCAAACAAAGAAAGAAUGUAGAAGUUUGGAUCACCAGAAAGAUAAAGGGUGUGAAGCUAUCAGUUGCUGCCAUUUUAAAGCCUUUUAAAGUAAUUGGGUGAAAGAGUCAUUUUAAUGUGUGCUGAAACUGUGUAUAAGUUGCAGCCAGGUAAAGGGUUCUGGUGUGAUUUUUUUUGUUCUUCUAUCUGUAAGGGAUAUCAUUGAGUGGCUGAAGUACUUCAAUUUAUUCAUGUUAUGGUUUAAAUUGUUGCUUUAUCAUAUCACGUAUUAUUCUGUUAUAUAUUUGUUUGCUUGUUUUUCCUUUUUUGUGGCCUGAUCUUUUAUCCAUCUUUUCCCAGGAAUCGCAGAUCAAAUGAUGACUACUCUCCUCGUCGAUCUAGGAGCAUUUCACAAUCACGAUCACCCAUUGGUUCGCCACAGCGAUCUGGGUCCAGGCCUAGUAGGUCCAGAUCUCGGCACGAAGAAAGAAAUCACAGGUCAAC